AUGGACUUGAUGGGCGGCCGACCACCGGUCGGGAGCCAUCGAGACCAGCACCGCCGCACAGCGAGCGGCUGCGGCUGGGAGCCAGGAGAGGAAGGGUCGGCAGUUGUGGAGAGGGCUACCACGGCCAACCUGCCCCCGCGCCCCUCGCCGCUGCACCGCCAGACGACGUCCUCCGCGUGGACCAUGACCUCGCCCUCGACCUCGCCCUCGAGCGCCGCGGCCAACGGCCUCUCCCCGCAGCCCCUCCGCUCCUUUCGUUCCUCGUCGGCCUCGACCCCCGACUCACUCUCCCUCGCGGACGUGACCAACACUCUGCAUAGCUCAGAUUCCCUGACCAUCUACACUAUUUCCUCCUCCACUUCUUCUUCGUCUUCGUCUUCAUCUACGUCGUCCUCUUCAACAUCCUCGACGUCGUCGUCAACAUCUUCGAUGUCAUCAACUGCGCCGACCAUGCCAAUGACAGAACCAACAGAAACAGCGGCGCUGGCUCACACCCCGCCCCGUGCGCCGCUCACCACGUCCACCUCAUCUUCGUACACUGCCGACCACGCCCCCUCGGCCGCGCCGGACCCACCGCGAGCCAAGCGCCGGUCGCGCAUGCCCACCAUCACGCUUGACCCGUCCUCUCCGCACGAGGGCGACGCCAGCGACCAUGGGCUACCGCGCCCCACCGGCUGUCCGUCACCACCACAACCCAUUACCCCAACCGCCGCCGCCGCCGCCGCCACUAGCAAUCACGACGACGAGCCGCUACCCAUCACCGGAGCAGCAAGUACCGUAGCGCCGGCGUCGCACGAAGGGCUCGCGUGUGAGAUGCCGGCGGUUGCAGCGGAGCAGUCUCCGACGGGAGUUGUUACCACGACGGCCGCAGCGGCAGCGGCAGCGGCAGCGGGCUGGUUGCGCGAGCUGGGGAGCCUGCGGGACGAUCAGGAGCGCAUCGACCUGCUGGCCGAGGUGCUGGCCAUGGCCGACGCCGGCGAGCCCAGCCACGCCCUGGUCCAGCACGCUCGGCGGCGCAUUCAGUCGGCCCGCACUUGCGGCCUCUCGCCGGAGAAGCCCGACAAGACCUCUGCGCAGACAGCAGCCAGGAAGCGGAAGUCGCCCAAGUCGACGACCAGGUCCUCGAAGUCGAAGAGGCGGUCGAGUAGCAUGACGUGCACGAUCACCACGGAGAAGACCUCGAGCGAGCAAGCCGCGCUGACCACGAGCAGCCCCGAGAAGGAAACCGUGCGGCGGCAGAAGGACACGGAGAAGGAGAAGGAGAAGGAGGUCAAGCGGCGCAACCGAUCGAAGACGAAGAAGUCGACGGAGGAGUCGCUGACGGACUCGCCGAGCAGCGGCAGCAGCGGCGAGAUAGCGGCGAUUGCGAGCGCCGGCGAGGCGCUGGCGUCCAACCUCUCGAGGGAGGCGCUGGCUGCCACCACGGUGGGGACGAAGCGGGCUCGGUCCGGCUCGGCCCGGCUGCUGUCCAAGAUCAAGAUCAAGCACACGUCGGCCACCUUUGGCACGUCGCACGAGGGCCAUCGCACCAAGUACGAUCUGGACGACAAGAUGGAGAUCCUGGAGCACGACGAAGACGGCCUGAGCGACCAGGAGCAGCCCAAGAAGGGGUAUGUACCCGCAUACGCUCCCGGCUGGUCAAGGGACACUCAGGCCGUCGUGCUCGAAUCUGCCGGUUCGAAAGAACCCAAACAGCCUCGCAUGGAAAGGCGAGGAUCGCAGGCCACAAGCAUCACCAAGAGCAUUCCGGCGCUGUCCCGACCGGCCGUGGUGUCGCCCGCAUCGUCUCAGAACAAGGGGCUGCUGUCCCGCAUGUUCGGCGGCGGCGGCAGUCCGUCCGAUAAGAUGGCUCAUACCGUGCUGAGCGAGGAGGCCACCUGGCGCGCCGCCUUCGCCCGCCUCGGCGAGCGUGAAGUUCUCAUCGCCGCGCAUGCAUGCAGCUACAACGGGGGCAAGGGCAUGUUGUACAUUUCCAGCGAACACGUGGGAUUCCUCGAGCGUCUCUCCGAACAGCAUGCUUCGGUCAUCAAGAAAUUGUGGCUCUACGAACAAUUCAUCUUCGUCCAAAAGGCUUCGAAUCGCUCCGUCACCAUCACUACUAGGGAUGGCCAAAUCUGCUUCGCCAAGUUCGACGCGGGGCACCAGGAGUUUGCCUACGCGACUCUGCACGCCCAGUUUGCGCCCUACGCCUCUCGCACGCAGUCGUUUCACCUGGCCAUCGACGAAAGGGACAUCCAGACGGUUCGGAUUCUCUUGCGCGACGGCGAAACAACGAAGCAGCAGAUCAAGGCCACCUUCAACCGGAGCGAGACCCCACUGGCCAGCGCCCUGCAGGCCAACGACGCCGAGAUCGUCAAACUAUUUUUGCAAUACUAUCGACAAGAGGGGCUGGACAUCAACGCACCCGACGAGCAGGGCAACACACCACUUCACGUCGCCUGUCUCUACAGCAGGAGCGAGGUCCUGGAGUUGCUGCUCGCCUACGAGGGGAUUCAUGUGACGAUGGAGAACGAGGACGGCAACACGCCGCUGCACUAUUUCUGCCGAUCGUUCCCCUCGCCGACCUGCCAGGCCCUGCUUCGGGUGUUGCUCUCCCUCGGCGCCGAUCCCAACAAACCAAACCAGACUGAGAUGUGGACACAGUCAGGAGAGACACCCCUGCACAAGGCAAUUUUGAAUAACAGUGUGCGAGUGCUGCUGAUCGAGUGUCUGCUCGACAACGGAGCCGACGUGAACAGCGUCAGCAAGCUCGGGGAGUCUGCGCUGCACUACGCGGUGAGGCUCGGCCGAAAGGACGUCGUUUCGCGCCUCUUGUGUGCCGGAGCCGACACGGAACUCAGGGCCAACGUCGACGGAAAGACGCCCACCGAGGCAGCCGUGGCCUCCACGCACGCCGUCAUCGCCAACCUCCUCCAGCGAGUCGAUGAGCUGCUGCAUUGGCUCCGGGCUGUGGAGGCCCAGGUGCUGAUGCAGCCACUCAUGGCCCGGGACAUCUUCCUCAACGAGCUGGGCGUGAUGGACGAGGCGGACUUCAACAUCAUGCUGGAGCGCAUCGAAGCCAACAACAACGUGGUCAUCCCCGACAAGACGAAGCUGCGCGAGGCCUGGGCCGUGCUCAAAGAUCGCAAGAUGAAGGAGUUGACCAAGGCCGAGGCGAUGCAGCUCGCGGAGAAGCUACAAAGCAGAGACGUGGCCAAGUUCAAGCAUUCGAUACACAAGGUCAUUGGUGAGGCGCGACAGGGUCGACCCAAUCCGAGACGGCUCUCCGCUACAGUUGACGCCUUGUAUAACGACGACCAUUGGAUCAUCCGGCACCCCGACCUCGAGUUCACCCAAAUCCUGGGCGACGGCACGUCUGGCAAGGUGUACCGGGGCCUCUACAAGGGCAUGGACGUCGCCAUCAAGGUGCUCUACAAGAGCGCGCAGAAGGAAGCUUUUUUCGAGGACACGUCCCCCGAGAUCGUCCGCUUCUAUGGCGUGUGCCUCGAGCCGGCCGUGUGCCUGGUGAUGGAGUUUUGCGAAAGGGGGUCACUCCAUGGUGUGUUGAAGGACGAGAAAACGGACAUGUCGUGGGAAAUGGCGAUCUCCUUCAUCCAGGCGACCGUGCGGGGCAUUCACCUCCUGCACACGUCACAGCCGCAGGUGCUUCACAGGGACUUGAAAACGCUCAAUCUGUUGGUGACCCACGAUUGGCAGAUCAAGGUGGCGGACUUCGGCCUGGCGCGAGCAAACACGAACGACAACCAGAGCACGUUGGCCCGCCUCUGUGGAACACUCUUUUACUGCGCGCCAGAGCUGCUAUUCGGCGAGGCCUCCUACACCACGAAGGCCGACAUUUACAGUCUGGGCAUCGUGCUCUGGGAAAUCAUUGCCAGGUAA
Molecule: messenger RNA, 3879 nt
Organism: Acanthamoeba castellanii str. Neff
Lineage: Eukaryota; Discosea; Longamoebia; Acanthamoebidae
Product: protein kinase domain containing protein
Exons: 22
Coding region: 1-3879 (1292 amino acids)
Biological process (GO): protein phosphorylation
Molecular function (GO): protein kinase activity; ATP binding; protein binding
Source: RefSeq, a predicted model, not a curated record